Messenger RNA from Sorex fumeus (smoky shrew), 3001 nucleotides. RefSeq names its product tripartite motif containing 71 (gene TRIM71). The transcript has 4 exons. Gene Ontology annotation, molecular function: protein binding; zinc ion binding; ubiquitin protein ligase activity. The record is from RefSeq and is a predicted model, not a curated record. NCBI's taxonomy places the organism in Eukaryota, Metazoa, Chordata, Mammalia, Eulipotyphla, Soricidae. Gene Ontology annotation, biological process: proteasome-mediated ubiquitin-dependent protein catabolic process; protein polyubiquitination. The coding region runs from base 396 to 2975 and encodes 859 amino acids.
GCGUGGGGGGCAACCCUCCUCGGCAGGGGAGCUGCGAAGCGGCAGCCGCGCCCGGGGGCGCAGCGCAGUCCGCUGACCUCCCCGCCCCCGCUCGCUCGUCCCCCGCGUGUCGGGGCUUGUCCCGGCACUGCCGCUUGCGGAGGCGCGCGGCGCUCACCUCCUGCGGGAGGGAUCCUGCUCGCCUCCCCGCGAGCGCGUGGCUUUGAACGCCCGCCGCGGCGGGGGCGGCCGCCCGCGUAGGUGGGACGCUAGAGGCCCGGCGCCCGGCUUGUCGGCCGGAUCGAUGCCCCUUUCCGAGUGAGCCGGCGGCGCCCCCACCCACCCCGUCCGUGCUCCUCUCCACCUCCUCCUCCGCUUCCUCUCCGGUCUCCUCCCUCCUCCGGGCCCGCCUGCCAAUGGCUUCGUUCCCCGAGACCGACUUCCAGAUCUGCCUGCUGUGCAAGGAGAUGUGCGGCUCGCCGGCGCCGCUCUCCUCCAGCUCGUCCGCCUCGUCGUCGUCCUCGCAGACUUCCACGUCGUCGGGGGGCGGCGGCGGGGGCCCCGCGGCGCGCCGCCUGCACGUCCUGCCCUGCCUCCACGCCUUCUGCCGCGCGUGCCUCGAGGCGCACCGGCUGCCGGGCGCGGGCGGCGGCGCCCCGGGAGAGCCGCUCAAGCUGCGCUGUCCCGUGUGCGAGCAGAAAGUGGUGCUGGCCGAGGCGGCGGGCAUGGACGCGCUGCCUUCCUCCGCCUUCCUGCUCAGCAACCUGCUGGACGCCGUCGUGGCCACGGCCGACGAGCCGCCGCCCAAGAACGGGCGCGCCGGCGCGGGCGCGGGCGGUCACAGCAACCAUCGGCACCACGCGCACCCGCACGCCGCCGCCGCCUCGGCGCCGCCGCCGCCCGCGCCGCCGCCGCCCGCGCCCGCCCGCGCCGCGCCCGGCGGCCCGGCCGCCUCCCCGUCGGCGCUGCUGCUGCGGCGGCCGCACGGCUGCAGCUCGUGCGACGAGGGCAACGCCGCCUCUUCGCGCUGCCUCGACUGCCAGGAGCACCUGUGCGACAACUGCGUUCGCGCGCACCAGCGCGUGCGCCUCACCAAGGACCACUACAUCGAGCGCGGCCCGCCGGGACCGGCCGCCGCCGCCCAGCAGCUCGGCCUCGGGCCGGCCUUCCCCGGAGCGCCCUUCUCCAUCCUCUCCGUGUUUCCCGAACGUCUCGGUUUCUGCCAGCACCACGACGACGAGGUGCUGCACCUAUACUGUGACACUUGCUCCGUGCCUAUCUGUCGUGAGUGUACCAUGGGUCGCCACGGAGGCCACAGUUUCAUCUACCUCCAGGAGGCGCUGCAGGACUCCCGGGCUCUCACCAUCCAGCUGCUGGCUGACGCCCAACAGGGACGCCAGGCACUCCAGCUAAGCAUCGAGCAGGCCCAGACGGUCGCGGAGCAGGUGGAGAUGAAGGCCAAGGUGGUCCAGUCGGAGGUGAAAGCGGUGACGGCGCGUCACAAGAAAGCCCUGGAGGAGCGCGAGUGUGAGCUGCUGUGGAAGGUUGAGAAGAUCCGCCAGGUGAAAGCCAAAUCCCUGUACCUUCAGGUGGAGAAACUACGUCAGAACCUCAACAAGCUGGAGAGCACCAUCAGCGCGGUGCAGCAGGUGCUGGAGGAGGGCCGGGCCCUGGACGUGCUGCUGGCCCGGGACCGCAUGCUGGCUCAGGUGCAAGAGCUGAAGAGCGUGCGCAGCUUUCUGCAGCCCCAGGAGGACGACCGGGUCAUGUUCACGCCCCCAGACCAGGCCCUCUACCUGGCCAUCAAGUCCUUCGGCUUCGUCAGCAGCGGAGCCUUCGCGCCCCUCACCAAGGCCACGGGCGAGGGCCUGAAGCGGGCCCUGCAAGGCAAGGUGGCCUCCUUCACGGUCAUCGGCUACGACCACGACGGGGAGCCCCGGCUGUCUGGUGGCGACCUGAUGUCUGCCGUGGUCCUGGGCCCCGACGGCAACCUGUUCGGGGCAGAGGUGAGCGACCAGCAGAACGGCACCUACCUGGUGAGCUACCGGCCACAGCUGGAGGGCGAGCACCUGGUGUCGGUCACCCUGUGCAACCAGCACAUCGAGAACAGCCCCUUCAAGGUGCUGGUCAAGUCGGGCCGCAGUUAUGUGGGCAUCGGGCUCCCGGGCCUGAGCUUCGCCAGCGAGGGCGACACCGAUGGGAAGCUAUGCCGCCCUUGGGGCGUGAGCGUGGACAAGGAGGGCUACAUCGUCGUGGCCGACCGCAGCAACAACCGCAUCCAGGUCUUCAAGCCCUGUGGCGCCUUCCACCACAAGUUCGGCACCCUGGGCUCCCGGCCGGGCCAGUUCGACCGGCCCGCCGGCGUGGCCUGCGACGCCUCCCGCCGCAUCGUAGUGGCGGACAAGGACAAUCAUCGCAUCCAGAUCUUCACCUUCGAGGGCCAGUUUCUCCUCAAGUUCGGGGAGAAGGGCACCAAGAACGGGCAGUUCAACUACCCUUGGGAUGUCGCCGUGAAUUCCGAAGGCAAGAUCCUCGUCUCCGACACACGCAACCACCGCAUCCAGCUGUUUGGUCCCGACGGAGUCUUCCUCAACAAGUACGGCUUCGAGGGGGCGCUCUGGAAGCACUUUGACUCCCCCCGGGGCGUGACCUUCAACCACGAGGGCCACCUGGUGGUCACCGACUUCAACAACCACCGGCUGCUGGUCAUCCACCCCGACUGCCAGUCGGCACGCUUCCUGGGCUCCGAGGGCACCGGCAAUGGUCAGUUCCUGCGACCCCAGGGUGUGGCCGUGGACCAGGAGGGGCGCAUCAUUGUGGCCGAUUCCCGGAACCACCGGGUGCAGAUGUUUGAGUCCAAUGGCAGCUUCCUGUGCAAGUUCGGGGCUCAAGGCAGUGGCUUUGGCCAGAUGGACCGUCCUUCCGGCAUCGCCAUCACCCCUGACGGAAUGAUCGUCGUGGUGGACUUUGGCAACAAUCGAAUCCUUGUCUUCUAAUCACAUUUUCUGGGCUUCUGUGUUUU